CGCACACAGCACACGUACGGGAGCGCUGAGUCAAGUCGAUACACACACGGUAGGUCUGCUGGCUAUGCUGCAAAGACCCGUGUGAUAAAACAAAACAAAACCGAAGAGCCUCCGCAAACGCAAACUUCGCUUCUAGCCGGUGGUGCGUGUUUCAAGCCUCCUAGUGCUCGUCUAAAGCUUUCCACGACAGAAGUGCGCCCCCAGAAUACGAUGGCGGACAACGAGCAAAAAGCGAUGCAGCUCGUGGCCGAUGCCGAGAAGAAAAUCAAGUCGGCUCAUGGGUUUCUCGGAUCGUUAUUCGGGAGCUCAUCUAAACUGGAAGAAGCAUGCGAAAUGUACGCACGCGCAGCCAACAUGUUCAAGAUGGCCAAAAAGUGGAGUGCGGCCGGGAGCGCUUUCUGCGAAGCCGCAAACCUUCACCUGAAGAAUGGCAGUCGACACGAUGCUGCGACCUGCUUUGUUGAUGCGGGCACAUGCUACAAGAAGUCGGACCCACAAGAGGCUGUCAACUGCCACCUGAAGGCUAUUGAAAUCUACACAGACAUGGGCCGCUUCACCAUAGCAGCAAAGCAUCACAUGACAAUAGCAGAGAUAUACGAGUCUGAAAUCGUUGACAUCGAAAAGGCCAUGUCCCACUUCGAGCAGGCAGCAGACUAUUUCAAGGGCGAGGAGUCUACAAGCUCUGCGAACAAGUGUAUGCUGAACGUGGCUCGGUAUGCUGCUCAGCUGGAGCAGUACGAGAAGGCUGUUGACAUUUAUGAACAGGUGGCAGCAUCGUCGCUAGACAACCAGCUGCUCAAGUACAGCGCCAAGGAAUACUUGUUCCGCGCUGCACUCUGCCACUUGUGUGUCGACGUUCUCAACGCACAGCAUGCACUGGCCAAAUAUGAAGAGAUGUGCCCCUCGUUCAUUGACUCCCGGGAAUACAAACUAGUCAAGGCCCUGAUCACCAAGUUGGAAGACCAGGAUGUCGAGGGCUUCACGGACACUGUGAAGGAGUACGACUCCAUCUCUCGGCUCGACCAGUGGUACACAGUCAUUCUCCUCCGUAUCAAGAAGACUUUGCAGGAGACGCCCGACCUACGUUAAAGAAGAUUUCGUGACGGGGUUGGGUCAAACAUAAGGACAAAAAAAGAGAGAGAAAUAAGCAGAUGUGAUGUCCCUAGACAAGUCUUUCUGUCUGUUCCAUCUGUCCCUGCUGUCUCAGCAGCUUUUUUUUUUUUCACUUCCGUUAAGUCAUUUGAGUUCGAAAGCUGAACAAGCGAGGAAAUAGUGGCCUGAACUGUUCCUUCUCGUGCUUUUCAUGAGUGCAAUGACGGAGGGUUUGUUUGUUUUUUUCGUCGCAAGCUAAAAGUGAUGAAAGCAUAAGAGGCUGAGAACUGCAUUCACAAGCGUAAGGGAAAAAAUGGAGAGGUGGUACUUUUUGUUGCCAUUGGCACUUUGUAAAAGAUAAAACUAAGAAGUUUGAAACAAUGAAUGUUUUCUCUUGUUUUGCAGCUCAGGUGUGAGCUGUUGUUAUAAACCCUUCGUCGAUCCACUUUUCAGAUAGUGCAUAAAUAUUGUAUGACAGAGUGCACAUGCACAGCAGAACUUGGCGGUGAACGAGUUCUGCAGAGUCCAGUCGUGCCAGAUCAUUCAUCAACUUGUGUUGUGGCAUCUGUGAAGCCUCUUGUGCCAGCCUAGCCGUAACAGUCAUCUGUGUGUUGCUGUGACUUGUGCGUCGCCACUUGUUAAAAACUGUGGUGUUCCAGAUACCCAAUAAAACUUGCUCGUUUCGUUCACUUGAUGCGACUCUCUCUCGGGUCAUGACUCAUGGUUAGUGUGAUGCUACUGACUCAGGACAAUUGACUAUUGGUCAAUGUGAUGCUACUGACUCAGGUCAGUUGACUCAUGGUCAGUGUGAUGCUGCUGACUCAGGUCAGGUGGCUCGUGGUCAAUGUGACACUACUGUCUCGGGUCAGUUGACUCAUGAUCAAUGUGACGCACUGAGGUCAAUCGACUCAUGGUCAAUGUGACACUACUGACUCUGGUCACUUGAUUCCUGGUCAAUGUGACUGUUACUGACUCAGGUCAGUUGACUCAUAGUCAAUGUGACAUACUGACUUUGGUCAGUUUAACAUAGUCAAUGUGAUGCUACUGACUAGGGUCAAUUGACUCAUGUUCAUGGCACUAAUGCAUCUGGUCAGCUGCAUCGCCUUGAUUGUGACAUCUAUCACAGCACACGCAGAGAUGUCUGUUGGUUCGGUUGUACCACUCAUCUGACAGAAUGACUAAGUUUGUGUGCUUGGCAAGCUGGAUGCUGCCACUUGUCCUAAAUUACGAUGUUUGAGAGAUCUGGCUCCUAUUCCUUUUUUGGAAACUGUGGAUCUCCUCUACGGCCAGGAGUUAUGGCAACUAUGUGUUGGCAGUGUUUUGCACGCUGAUAUAACUUAUUCUCGCCCACAUUAUGACAGAUUUUGACACUCAGGGCAGUAAACUUGAACCAUACACGUUUCGCUAUGUUGAAAUUUUUGACAUUACACUUACAGAUCUGCGAAGGUGUUUUCAAUACGUUAUUUUAUUUGACUGAAUUGCUGUUAUAGGUGAAUCAUUACCACAUCACUACAAUAUCGGGGUUGUUUGAUAAGCAUGUUUAUUAAAAGCUGCAAAUGGUACCGGGCUCGAUUUUGUUUGGCAGCUUUAUUGAUGCUGUUAAAAAGGUUUAUUUGACAAAUAGAUCAUUGCAUACCUGGGUAUUAGUAAUAUUUUAGUCAGUUUAUUAUUUACCUGUUUGCAUUGUUAAGCUUUUUUCUAUUUUCUGCAACCUUCACUGAAUCCAUGAUGCCAAUGCUAAUAAGAGGUGUUACAUUAUUUAAAGUGGUGAGGACAAAGCAAGUGACAAUAAAUGCGCCUUGUUGAAUAACUGUGUUACGUUUAUGUUGCGUGUCACUUAUGACCGGGUGGGUAAAAGGUUUCUCGUUGCAUAUCUCAUGGCAGUAAUGUGAACUUCUGCUGUACAUGUAUGGCAAUGGUAGUUAUUGUAUUUACGACACUACAAUGUGAUUUGGCACGCUCUUUUUAUUUCAGGAGUACAGGUAAAAAUUCAUGUACUAAACUUGGAAAAGUCAGACUUGGCACUAGUGGAGCAACGGUUUCCUGUUGACAUGCCCAGGCUAGACCACAUUUCGAGUCGCUACAGAGUGUACUUAAUUUCACGAAGAGCAGUGUAAAACAUGGAGUUUAAGGAAUUGGCGGUUUCCGUCAUAUUUCGGUUAGUUCGCCAUAAACUAUGUACAAUGUUGCCCCGAUCUUGUACUUUCUUCUGCACCUAAAGCGUGGGGAUUGUAUUUAAAGAAGAACUUACCUUUGUGUUCACUUUUACGGUUGCCCCAGAUACUUUUUUUCUAGGUAUGGCUGAGCUGCCUCCGUAGAACAUAGAAAUGAGCCUCUUGCUGGGGCAUUUUCGCCAUGAGGAAUGACGACAUUCCUACUCAAAGAAGCACCGGCAGUCAGUGUCGCUUACAAUUAAGCUUGUUGCCCUUGCUUCGCUUCAAAUACCGACAGGCCAUUCGUAAUAAAUGUAGUAGAUGUCUAUUGCAUAUCAGUGUCUAGCCAGUUUCCAUUUCUCGCAUUACACAACCGAGUAAGCUUUUCAAUCUCAACUGAACUCCACAGCUUGUAUUGGUGCUAUGAAGUCCCUGCUAAGACCAGAAUUUAAGAAGUGUUGAAUUGUAUUUUGUGUUGUCUGCCUGCUGUGAAGAUGGGUUUGUGCAUAGCCAGGGUGGCCAGCUGACGAGUGGCAGAUAGCCUUUUCACGAAGAACCUGAAUAUGUGAAGCAUGGAGGCAAAAAGUACAUGAAAAUGAUAGUUGGGGAGGCUUAGGUACUCUGAUCGAAACGUAUUUUCAGUCUGAGCUUUACUUUUGCAUCUAAUCGACCUGUCGUCCUCACUGGCAAAACAAGUCGGAACUACAUUUGGGUUCACCAUUUUGUGUUCGAUGCAGUAAGUGACGAUAGCGGAAGGUUUAGGGCAGCUUUACGCAGUCAGCUUCAGAAAUGUCACAUUCGGGGAAAUUCAUGGCAGUGAGAUUUUGCAAGGUACAUGUAUCUUGGAAAAGAAGGAAAAAAGUGGAGAUAAGAUUUAUAUGCACCAGUGCAUAUAUGUGCAUAAAUGCAAGGUGUACUUCUGUUAUUAAGAUGCCAAUAUCGGUGACUAGUAAAGCUGGCUAUCGCAGUGUGACGACAUCUUACGAUGUUUGGCACGCAGAGCACAAAUAACUGAUGCUAGACUUAACAUCGAAUCAGUGCUAUUGCAUGUUUGUGUGUCGUUCCUUACAAAAUGAGAUAUUCUCUCUUGCGGGAAAUACAGUUGGUCAAGAAAGUUUGCAGAACACUGGCUCUGCAACAAAUGGUUUCGCUCCAUUGAGGAGGUGUGGUUCUAUUUGGUUGCGUAAAGUGCAAAAUAACACUAGUAUUCGAGACUGUGUGUCGCUCCUUCGCGGAAUGCUUGAGGUUUGUCGAGAGUCAUGUCCUGUAAACUUAUAUAGCCGACUGUACGUCCUCAUUGUCUUUCUUGUACAUAGUCGACAGCAGAGGGAGUCGCAUGAAAACGGUUAUGCAGUGUGCUCUUUCUUUUUUGCUGGUUAAUGUUGUGAAAAAGCCUUUCAAAGUGUGGCUUUAGGGUUAGUCCAAGUUGCACGGAGCUUGACUCAUAAUCAACUUACAUGGAAAAUUGUGGGCAAGCAAGAGAGAUGUUGGAUGAAUUAUACCACAUACCAAUUGACCAAUUCUGCAAUAGCAGUCAUUUUCCUUUGUGUUUUGCUUGUCCACUACAUGUCUCGGCUUAUUGGACAUUUGAGGCAUAAAUGACUGCCUUCAAUGGUAGCUUGUGGCAGUGUGUCAGAAAAAAUCACGUUUCACUAUGUGUGUGCUUAAAGAAUGUAGAUUCAUCACUACAUUUUUAUUAUUACAUUCUUGUUGGCAAUUUCAUUAUGGCCGGUAGCCAAGUGGCACAAAGCCUAUUGUUGUAAUGAUAGUCUAAUGGUGAAAGUUGGACUCGUCGUCACAAGGUCGCAUUGCCAGUGCUGAUAAUCUCAUUGUGUCUGGUAUUGUGCAAAUAAUAAUUUGCACGUGAUAGGCUUAGUAAUUUGACAGUUGUCUCCAUUUCCUUACAAAAACAUUUGUAUAGUUCCAUACGACACCCAAAAGUCGUAUUGGGCUUUGUAGAAAGCUUGCUUAGUUACGUGAUUUUACAUUCAACAUGUUAAGGCUUGUUUUACGAAUGAGCAGUGUAUUUGAAAUGAUGCUGUGAUGCGACUAUCAAAUGUUGCAGCAAUUAUGAGUGUUGUCUUGUCUUGCAUCCAACAAGUUAUGGCUUAGCUUGGCAACUGAAUUUCGUGUCACAGUUGCAUUGGUCGUCCCAUUGUUCAUGUUCCUAAGUGCUAAAGAUUUGAAUACAUUUUGCAACUUUUAUGUCAUUGAUAUCUUUAGUUUCCAUCAAGACCAACAGAGGCUGGUCUAGUUCUGAAAUUUUCGUAAUGCUUGCGGAUCACGUAUUGUGUGCAGGUGUUCGUUAACUUUGAUGACAUGGCUCAUCUUAGGAUGCCAUUCGUGGAGUCUUCCUUGGUUCUUUGCUCUUCAGCAUAAUGAUCUCUUUUCCAAACAUCCUUGCCGUCGCAAUAUUUCAGAAUUGCUGACUACAUGUUGACAAUGGGCCUGUCGACGCUAUAAUGAUAGUUUAGUAGUAGCAGGCAGUAUAUAAGUAGUAACAAUAAACCACAUUGGUUUAUACCAUGUGAAUAUGUAUGGGUGGUAUAAUAGACAGCAUUUGCAGGUAACGUAACAACUACAGUAACGGAGCUUUUAAAAGUGCUUACAAAGUGAAGGCUGUGUGGAAGCUAAGUGAAAUGUUGAGGAGAAGCUUGAGUGCCGUUCCAGUGUUCUGGAUAAGAUGACUGACAUCUUCGUCUUGUGCAAACCGAGUUUGACCGCAGCAAAAACUAGUCUUCAGUAAGACUUGCUCUUCUCAAAACAGUGACUCAAGACAUGUUGCUUCCUUUCCUGGUUUCCUUAUUUGACUACAGUCCCUACUGUAAGUGUAGGAGACAUAUUGAGACAACUCAUUGAAGACUGAAAUGAAUGGGCUAGAGGUCACUUUAAUGUUUGUCGAGACUUACUUUCCGCUCUAGGCACUAGCUCCUGGUUGUACUGUGUUCAUGUCAAACUGUGUACUUCGCACACGUGAAACAUUUCGUGCAAUAUAUCGUCACUUGUCUUCAUGUCUAGUGCGGAAAAGUGUUCAGCAUGUCCGCAAACAAGAGCGUUGAAACUUUCCCAUUAGCAAACAACUAUACCACAUGCUUAUAUGAGCUGUUCUCGAGAGCGUCAUGUAGGGCUUUGCAGGUUGCAGUUAAGCCUUAUCGUUUCUGGUUUCAUGGUGUAAAUAAUGUAAAAAAAAAAAAGGCUAUAUAUGCACAAGCUAUCAUUGCCGUAUUCACCUGUCAUAGCGUUUCCUUCCCGAAGUGUAACAACUUUUCCUGUCACGCUUUUUUCAUCUGUAGUGCAGAUACAUUUUCAGUGCUGAUAGCGUAUAGACCUGUGAAAUGUAUGUAUGCCUUAUUUAGGACACGCAUUUCAUUAACACCCACGCCAUGGUCAUAACCGAGAUAAGAGUUUCAUGCAGUUACUGCUGGAGGCCAUUGUAACCACGGCAAGAGAAGCCUCGUUCGAAUUUGUUCUUUCUUUGUGUGUGUUUGCAACACAAAUUAAGGUUGCAGGAAUGUUCAGGGUUUUGCAGUUGAUGCAUGUAAUUAAGGCCUGCUGAACACAGGUUGAGCUUGAGCAGCUUAGAAUACAAAGCUUAAUGGUUCGCUCAUUGUUAACAUGAUGUUCUGAUCCAGUGGUGGCUGCAUGGAAUUCCGAGGCCGUUGCUAUCUAUAACAGAUAAUUGCAAGCGGGUGUGGACUCUGCAAAAGUCAAUGGGACUCUGCUCCACAUUCCAUUGCAAGCUUGGUUGUACCUUCAUGCAAAAAUGAUGUUGGCGAUUCUUACUUUCAGACACUUCUUUCAGAUCUGCCUGUUGUGGUCAACGACACUGCCCGACAGAGCAUAUAUGUUGGCUGUGUGGAGUCUUGGCUUUGGGCACAUAUUGAUAUCUAUUAAAGAAUGUUAUCUCAG
Molecule: messenger RNA, 7154 nt
Organism: Rhipicephalus microplus (southern cattle tick)
Lineage: Eukaryota; Metazoa; Arthropoda; Arachnida; Ixodida; Ixodidae
Gene: alphaSnap
Product: Alpha-soluble NSF attachment protein
Biological process (GO): intracellular protein transport; SNARE complex disassembly
Cellular component (GO): vacuolar membrane; SNARE complex
Molecular function (GO): syntaxin binding; soluble NSF attachment protein activity
Source: RefSeq, a predicted model, not a curated record